GUUCACCCUAAAUGCAGGUCGAUUCGCCCCAUCACUUUUCGUGGGCGUGCCGAUGCGAGAGCCGCGACGGGUAAGGGCACGAAGGGAGGCCGACCAAUUUGCCCCGAUUUUGAGAAGGGAAGAUGUCAAAACAGCCGAUGCUCGCAAUUGCACAUGUGCAGCGCGUGCAGAAGUGCUGGCCAUCGUAGAGCCGAGUGUCCCAGUGCUGUGGGGGAGAAGAGGAGCAAAUGGUGUCACUGAAAUGUAUACUCGAUGCGUUUGUCUUCUGUAUGGCCAGCUCCUGUAGGCAGCCUCUGGAAUGGCCCGCAUUCUCUAUCGCUUCGUGCACUCAUACUACAUUAUCUUCUAUUCACCUCUUCGGCGAGAUUCAUAGAACAAAUUCCCCAUACGCAUGUUCAGCAUGGUGCAAACAAUAGAUUUUAUUGGGCGCUGAUGAAAGUGUGCAGCGAGCGCGCGACCGGAAGCUGCCGAACCACCAAGAUCACGCGGACAACAGUAAAUUCCCAUUCGGGGGUAAAUCAAAUGUCCUUCUUUCCCUCCGUUACCAACAAGCCUCAAGACGCUGCUAGAGGUGUACUCGCAGGGCACAUACAGUCCUCGAAGAUGGGGCACUUGAACUCUGUGGGGUAGUGCAGUAGGUAUAUGGUGUCGAGGUAAUCAUCAAGACCGCCAGUUCCGUGCUGAUUGCAGCGCUGCGACAGCCCGUCCAUGAACAGAAG
Schizophyllum commune H4-8 is the source of this 719-nucleotide messenger RNA. RefSeq lists its product as uncharacterized. The coding region runs from base 253 to 630 and encodes 125 amino acids. The transcript has a single exon. Lineage: Eukaryota; Fungi; Basidiomycota; Agaricomycetes; Agaricales; Schizophyllaceae. The record is from RefSeq and is a predicted model, not a curated record.